Messenger RNA from Plutella xylostella (diamondback moth), 440 nucleotides. Its product is annotated as protein PET100 homolog, mitochondrial. Gene Ontology annotation, cellular component: mitochondrial inner membrane; mitochondrion. The record is from RefSeq and is a predicted model, not a curated record. Gene Ontology annotation, biological process: mitochondrial respiratory chain complex IV assembly. Lineage: Eukaryota; Metazoa; Arthropoda; Insecta; Lepidoptera; Plutellidae.
UUAUUCUGUGUUAAUCAAGAUUUGUAAACAAUUUCAGCAAGGUGCAGUAAAAGUAAAACUGUAAAUUUUAUCUUUUUAUCCCUUAAAGUACCUAAAACUACCAUGGGAAACUGGAAAUUAGAAGUCGGGCGGAUGGCGAUGUACAUGUCGUUUCCCGUGAUAUUAUUUCAUAUUUUCAACCAGCCUACUUACUUUGAGGAGUGGGUAACCAACACAAAAAGAUCCAUCUUUCCACCGGAGAACCAACAACACCGUGAUGACAUCAACCAGCUCAUCAAGGACAUGAGGAAGAAGCAAAUUCAAUCUUUAGACAGUGAUUAGUGUCACACCUACAUCUUAUGGUGUUAUGGUAAAAGGACGUUAUUUUGGUUGCAUAAUUAUGUAAUUUGUAAUUAUUAAGGAUUUAUUAAAUAACUGUAAAUAGAUUUUAUUGAGAGUAA